AUGUCCUCGAGCCAGUGCUCCAACAAGUUGGUCUAUAAGUUCCUAUUGGCUGUGUACACUGAUGGACAGCCCACAGAAAAUGCUGAAUGGUUCUGUAAGUGUCUGGAGGAGGCAUCCACUGACUUCAGAUAUGGGAACGCCUACCUGAAAGGACUGAGAUAUGCAGUGUUUGGCCUGGACAACUCUGUGUAUGGCUGCCAUUACAAUACGGUGAGUAAGAAUGUGGACAAGUGGAUGCUGAGCGGCGUCCGGGUUCUGUCCAGAGGAGAUGGCAACUGCAACGUAGCGAAUAGCCACAAUGGCAGCGUGCAUGCUGACUUUCUGGUCUGGAAGACCAAGUUCCUGAGCUGCCUGCAGGCCCUGGUUGCAGGGCAGAAGGCCUGUAGUGGAAACUGUAAGAUGGGCAGCUCAUGUAAGACCAGGAACAGGAAGAAACCACAGUCCUCAGUCUUCUCCUAUCAGGCAUUUCCAGAACAGCUCAGCUCUGAGGAAAGACUAAACGAGCUGGUAGAGUCCAGUAGUGACAAGGAGACAGCUGGGUCAGAGGAGAAUAGCCCAGGCUCAGUCAUCGAUGUGGAGGAUCUAGGAAACAUCUUGAACGGCAUCAAGAAAGCCAAGAAGAGAGAGCAGAGCCAGGAGGAUGGACAGAUUGUGAAGCUGUCCAGGCUGAACGGAAUGAUGAAGGCUGAAGAAAAGGAGGAGAGGAGAGAGUUGAUCGCUGCUGCCCUGAGGGAGGCCCUGACUAAGCACGGAUACAAAGUCAUAGGAAGUCACUCAGGAGGCAAGCGUUGUCGUUGGACCAAGUCCAUGCUAAGAGGAAGAGGUUGUUACAAGCCCUCCUUUUAUGGUGUCGAGUCCCACCGGUGUAUGGAGUCCACCCUUAGCCUCGUCUGUGCCAACAAGUGUGACUUCUGCUGGAGACACCACACUAACCCGGUGGACACAGAGUGGCGCUGGAAGAGACCUGCUGAGAAGAUACUACUAGAGGCUGUGGAGAACCACCAGAACAUGUUCCGACAGCAAGGUCUGGUACUGGUGACCAAGCUGUAUGUGAGUGUGGGUGCCGGCACCAAGGGCAGUCUGAAAAAGAUCGACCGGCUGCUCUUCAAUGACUUCUGGCCGAGGUUCCUAGACAGCCUCAAGGAUCUGGGUGAAAAGCUCUCCUUCUCGCCUUCCCUGGCCCAGUGA
Molecule: messenger RNA, 1188 nt
Organism: Oncorhynchus kisutch (coho salmon)
Lineage: Eukaryota; Metazoa; Chordata; Actinopteri; Salmoniformes; Salmonidae
Gene: tyw1
Product: tRNA-yW synthesizing protein 1 homolog (S. cerevisiae)
Biological process (GO): wybutosine biosynthetic process
Molecular function (GO): catalytic activity; 4 iron, 4 sulfur cluster binding
Source: RefSeq, a predicted model, not a curated record